Molecule: messenger RNA, 676 nt
Organism: Apis florea (little honeybee)
Lineage: Eukaryota; Metazoa; Arthropoda; Insecta; Hymenoptera; Apidae
Product: cytochrome P450 4c3
Molecular function (GO): heme binding; iron ion binding; oxidoreductase activity, acting on paired donors, with incorporation or reduction of molecular oxygen
Source: RefSeq, a predicted model, not a curated record
UCGAAACUCUGCAAUGAUAAACAAUUUUAGAUAAAAUGUUUGUACUUAUAUAUAUAACUUAAUCUGAUCGAAGAUACUGUUCCAGAGUAUCAGUUUGAUCAACAGGAGCAAUUGUGACAAUAUCUUGAAAAAAAAAAUUCGCAUAAAUUGUACAAGAUAUACGUACAAGUAAGAGGUCGAUGACCGUAAAAGUUAACCAAAAAAUGUAUAUGUUACAGAAGCCUUCAAAAAAAUAAUCAAAUGGGGAAAGGAAUUAGGAGACAUGUACUUGAUCUGGGUAGGGAUGCGACCUUUUAUCUUUCUCUAUAAAGCAGAAGCGAUACAACCAUUGUUGAGCAGUAGUGUUCAUAUUGACAAAAGUUUGGAAUACCAGUAUUUACAGCCUUGGCUUGGUUCCGGUUUGGUAACUAGUACCGGGGAAAAAUGGCACUUUCAUCGGAAAUUGCUAACACCAACUUUCCACAGUGGCCUUUUGGAAUUGUAUUUAAAGACGACAAUUAGAGAGGCCCAAAUAUUAAUUCAUGCCUCAGAAAGGAUUGGCAAACCAGAAUUCGAUAUUGUUCCUUAUGCUAAACGAGCGGCGUUGGACAUAAUAUGCGGUAAGACGAUAUUUAAUAUCAUAAUCUUUCUUUUAGCAAUAUAUUUAUCGCCUUUGCUAUGAGAAAUAAUCUACUUU